AUGAAAUUGAGAAAUGAAAUUAUCCAAACCAAUGGGAACUCAGCUUCUCCUCUUCCUUAAACUUCCAGCUCCACCUCUCACUUCGCUCCCUCUUUCCAACCUUAACAAAUCCUUAAACACCACCACCACCACCAUCUUACGCUGCAAUUCCACUGGGUCACACCGUACAGGUAGACAGUUCAGAUUCGAUCCUCAAAACUCCGCUGAUGAUGAUGAUGAGUUCGAGUUCAGCAGCGCCACGAAGCAGAGGAUUUGGUGGACUGACUUCGAUGAUUACGAUGAUGUCUGGGACUUUGAUGAGGAUGAUGAGUUCUGGGUUUUUAAGGCAUUUAGAGCUUUUGGCUGGAUGCUACCAGCCAUUGCCAUAUCGUUGCUGCUAGGAACAGGCCCCAAUGCUUUUAUCAUGGCAUUAGCAGUUCCACUAGGGCAGUCAGCACUUUCACUUGUGUUCGAUAAGGUUUCAGGAAGAGAGAGUAAGAGAUGGAAAUCCACGUCCAGGCCGAAGACCAGGAAGAAACAUUUUACAAGGGCUGCUAGUAACAUGAGAACAAACAAGGGAAAACAAGAUUCAAAUACGACUGGUGGAGAGAAGGCAAGUUAUAGCUCCUGGUUGAAUACAGAUGGUGGUUUACGUGAUAAGGGUGCCAAGAGAGUCCCAAAGUUUGGUGGAUGGGAUCAACUGGAUGAUCAAGUGGAGACCCAAAAAAGGGCACCAAGUCAAAAGGGAAAUGGACUACCAAAGCAACAAAAGAAGGGUAAAUUUAGUAGGAUAGGGAGAGUCAGAGAAACACCAUUGCUGCUGAGGUUGUUGAUUGCUGUUUUCCCAUUCUUGGGCUCUUGGACAAGGUUCCUUCUCUGAUUUUGUACUGCCAGAACACCGUCCCCGUAUAGAGGGAAGGAAGAAUUAUGAACUUUUCAUGCCUAUAAUACUGCUGCUUAGCCACCUUUGACGGACUUAAGGAAGCAAAUACAAUGGGACGCUACCAAGAAACAGUUCGAGGCAGAAAUUAACUUGGGAAGGUAAAGGAAAUUUAGUCAGCAAUGUCUUCCCUUCCCUUCCCAUACCAUUUUCACGCAUAUAUCUUGCUUUGCAUCCUUUUAUGGUCCAUGUCAAGGCUUGUUCUCCAUCUCCUAGCUAGAAGAUGAAACCUUAUAAUUGCUUAUUAGUAGGAUAAUACACUUUCAUCUCUCUCUCUCCAGCUCCCCCUUUCCUGAGCAGGGAUACAAGGAGGAGAUGUUGAAAUGUAAUCAUUGGCGAUGUUGUAUCAAUCAAUGGACUAUGAUCUUUGCCUCUUCGUCUGUUCCACUGCCAUUCCCAUUCCUGGAUAAGUCCUAAACCCUUGUUUGUUAGUCCAAUUAGGAUAAGGACUUGAGUUCUGAUUCUAAAUGGAGUCACUUUCAAGCCUGCCUUCACUCAUCUCUACCCAGUCCCCAUUGCUUGGAUGCUUCCCCUUGUUGGUUGGAGAACGAGCUUAUGUGGGGCAUAGAAUCUGUUUUUUGGGGCAUUAGAAAGAUCUAUAUUUAAAAACAAUAACGUAUUUAUCAAUUUUAUCUAUGGAUGAUGGUGAAAAGUACUUAGGAACAAAUUUUAAGGGUGUUCACUGAAAUUUUU
This is a messenger RNA of Durio zibethinus, 1612 nucleotides long. RefSeq lists its product as uncharacterized. The record is from RefSeq and is a predicted model, not a curated record. NCBI's taxonomy places the organism in Eukaryota, Viridiplantae, Streptophyta, Magnoliopsida, Malvales, Malvaceae.